AUGCCAUCGCCAGACCGGUCGAUCUGCCGAGUGCCAUCGUACGAGUGCCAAAACGCGCUGGAAUACACCCGGUCGAAAGUCGACUAUGUGUUCGGCGCUGAACUGUACAUGGCUCUGAGCGACAUGCUACUGAGGAUGAACCAAGUGGUGGGUUACAAUAAUGAAAUCGUCAUCGCGACCGCUGAUCAAAAGCUGGGCUUGAACCCGGAAGUCAGUAAUGCGAGUCGAGUCGUGCCGCACUACGAAACGGGAAUCGUGGCACCGGCACCGGAAGUAGAACCACCACCACGACAGCAGCAGCAGCAGCAGCUAGUGGAAGUUAACGACAUAUCGUCAAGCAGACUAAACAACGCCAUUCUGGAGUCAAGUGGAAACGUUGGCGUGCCGUACCAGGUCAUCCUGAAGACGUCGUGUUAUAUCAACGUCGCAUCCUUUCCCAUGGAUCAACAACAAUGUCGGAUGACGUUCGAGUCGUGGACAUAUCAUGGCAAUCAACUCAAUAUCUCAAAUGGUGAACGAGGGGAAGCAUCCUUAUCUGAAUACAUUUCCAAUGCGGAAUGGGAACUGAUAUCAUUUACAAAGAACCGGCAGGUCACGCAUUACUCAUGCUGCUUGGAGCCCUACAUUACAUUAACGUACACAGUUACCAUGAGACGACGGCCCCUGUUCUUCCUGAUGUAUCUCAUGAUGCCCUGCCUCAUCAUCACGUUGGUGGCUCUGCUGGGACUCCUGGUGCCCACUGAAUCUGGGGAGAAAGUAUCUAUUGGAAUCACUUCUCUUCUGUCAAUGAUAGCGUUGUUGCUGGUUAUUUCGACAUUGCUACCACCGACGUCUCUUGCGAUUCCUCUAAUUGGUUGGUACUAUGCGAUCAAUAUCGUCAUCGUGUCUCUGAGUAUUGUUCUGGCCGUGUUCACUCUGAAUAUCCAUCAACGAGGGGCGAGAGGACACAAACUGCCACGAAGUGUGAAAACUUUCUUCUUUAGAUUUCUUGCUCGGAUCCUCUUCAUCAAAAUAGACCUGCCAGAGUCUACCGACCAGAACAUGAUCCUAAUUUCUGCUCAUGACGAGGCUAUGGAUGCAGACAAACCAGCAUCCACCAUGACAGAGGGUCAGCCCGGUGGAGGGAAUAACGUGGUGGAUGUUCUCAACCGACUGCUCAACACAGUAGAGAAGGCCAUGGAUCUACACAAGAGGAGGAUCACAACACAAGACAGCCUUGACGAGGCUACAUAUGAGUGGAAACAGCUGGCCAUCGUUCUCGAACGCGCUCUGACUAUCAUAUUUCUCAUCGUCACUCUUUGUACGGCUUGUGUAAUGUUCACACAGACUCACUGGUAGACCAGUGGCUAAAGUGUUUGUCAGUCAGACAGUGGACCUAGCUACUAUUUUCAUAAGGGUAUAAUGAUAUCUUUUUCUUUACAGAAACAACAGGUAGCCUUGCGGUUAAAGUGUCUGCUAGUCAGACAUUAGACCUAGCUACUAUUUUUAUAAGGGCAUAGUAAGAUCUUCUUCUCUAUAGAACCAGGAGGUAGCCUUGUGGUUAACGAUCUUCCUAUAAUCUUCUGCUUUCCAGAACCUUGAGAUAGUUUAAUAGUUAAAGUGUUCGCUCGUUUAUAAAGCUACCAAAUUUUGAAACGGUUGAGUUUGUGAACUACACCAGUUAACGAAUGAGUGAUUAACAUCGCUCAAGGAUCAGGAUUUCUGAAUAUGUUUUGAAUAUUUCAUGAAUGAACAAAAUCAGCAUUCGCAUUUUCUCCUAUGCUUUUCGUUUUAAUGAAGAGUGAACAAGAAUAGUUCAGACAAUAUCAGUAUAUCCCUGCUUGUUGUAUUAUGUGACAGUUAAUUGUAGUGAACAAUACGUAUGACAAUAUCAGUAUAUUUAUGCAUAUUGUGUUAUCUGACAGUUAAUUGUUGUAAACAAUUGUUAAUUGUUGUAUUAGUUUGUGAAUAAUAUGUCAGACAAUAUCAGUAUAGCCCUGUAUAUUGUGUUGUGUGACAGUUAAUUGUUGUAAACAUAUUGGUAGUGAACAAUACGUCAGACAAUAUCGGUAUAUCUCUGCAUGUAGUGUUCUGUGAGUGUUAAUUGUUUUAACAUAUUGGUAGUGAAUAAUACGUCAGACAAUAUCGGUAUAUCUCUGCAUUUUGUGUUCUGUGGGAGUUAAUUGUUGUAAACAUAAUUCUACUGAUUUUCAAUGGCAGUAAAUGAUUGACAUGUUAGCGUGCUAGUAAAAUUGCCCACUGAGACUGCUUACUGGCAAACAAGGAUAAGUUGAGCGCCGACCUGACAAUUGACCCAUAUUAGCAUGUAUGAGUGCCGCCCACUGACGCUUGCCAUUGUGAGCAAAGGGACCCAGGUUGUCCGCGAUCAAGUGUAGUGCGAUGGGUGAAGCACGUGGCCUGUCUCAGAAAACGCUGAGUUCGACAGUGGCAGGAAUCAAUUUCAUCGUCAUGCAAUACACGUGCACUAGCCUACAUCUGCUCUACCUUC
This is a messenger RNA of Haliotis rubra (blacklip abalone), 2488 nucleotides long. RefSeq names its product CHRNA7-FAM7A fusion protein-like. Gene Ontology annotation, biological process: nervous system process; signal transduction; chemical synaptic transmission. Lineage: Eukaryota; Metazoa; Mollusca; Gastropoda; Lepetellida; Haliotidae. The transcript is spliced from 4 exons. Gene Ontology annotation, molecular function: transmembrane signaling receptor activity; extracellular ligand-gated monoatomic ion channel activity; neurotransmitter receptor activity. The record is from RefSeq and is a predicted model, not a curated record. Gene Ontology annotation, cellular component: neuron projection; membrane; synapse. The coding region runs from base 1 to 1338 and encodes 445 amino acids.